CAAACUGUUCGACAACGGCCUCAAGUUGGAUAUAUCCAGCUACUCCCAUAUGAAUAUUCGUAUGAGCACAAAAGGCAAGCGCCCUUUGCGGAGCUUGACCCCGAGCGAUAAAAUUCAUGCCAUUCAACGAAUACAUGACGGGGAAUCUAAAGCUUCCGUAGCUCGUGACAUUGGAGUCCCUGAAUCCACUUUACGUGGUUGGUGCAAAAAUGAAGAUAAGCUACGUUUUAUGUCUCGCCAAACUGACAAGUUGACUGCCGAUUCACUUACUGAAAAAUUGGGAGCUUCGGGGGCAAUGUUAGGAGGGCCACCUGAAAAACGUCAAAAGAUGGACAGCGGCUCUGUACCAUUCAAUUAUUCAACUAAAAUAAAAUACGAUGAAGUUGUAUACAAAAGAUCUCCACUUAAUGGCAUCGAGUAUUGUUCAACCAAAAGUUUGUCAGAACUAGGCUUCAAUGGUCUCCCCUCCGACUAUAUGGCUUUUAGCGGUGCUGUUAAAAACAAAGUGUAUGGUGCUGAUAUAUCACGCCAAGGAGAUCCAGCUAUUGCUGCCAUAAGCCCGCUUACUAGUCUAUCUCAUCUCUCAGGAUUAUCUGGCUUGGCACAAUCCCCUCUUGCAAUAAGUUUUAAUGAACUUACAUCGAAUUUGAAUUUGUUGGCGCAAUUAAAUCCUGGACUAGCAGCAAUGUCCGGGCUAAACGGAUUGGCAGCCACAGCGAGCACAUUGCGUAAUGUGAAAACAAAACUACAGCCACAACAAAGUCCUCGUAGUGAAAGCGGAGAACGACAACAGGGAUUGUCUGUUAAAAAUUGGGCUAAACAGAAAUCCCCAACCCCUAAUUCCUCAGAAAAUGUCAAUUAUGGGCUGAACUUAUGUUCAAAUGAUAACAACGAGAAUAAAAUGAAAUCAAUAGUGCCAUCUGUUGGAAAUAGUGUACCAUCAAUAACUAGUCUAUCUGAUGAUCCUUUACUUUAUUGGUUAAAAUCUCAACAGGCAAUGUUGGGUUUAGGUAAUGUCUACCCACCACCGACAGUUCCACCAGUUGGAGCAUCCAGCCCCCCAAUGCGUUCUUCAACACCUCAGCAAUCUGCAAAACUCCAUAUCAACGUGCCAUUGAAUGCUUCCGCGGCAGUGACUUCAUCUUCAACACCCUCAGCUAGUUUAGACGACAAAAAUACUGCAUGGUAUAACUGGUGUAAAGCUCUAGGAGCUAGCCUUAACUCUCUAGCACCAGCUACGCCCGCCGUAAUUCAUGGAGGAUCCAUGCUGAAGCAGUCACCACCAUCAUCUAAUGUGAAUAUUUCGACUAACAUCGAAACAUCAUCCGCAUCAAAUGAUUCCACCCAAAAAACACAUCUGGAAAAUAUUUUGUUCAAUCAGCUAACCAAGAAUAUUGAUAGUUCUCCCAUUGAAAGCACAACCUCGGUUGAUAAUAAUCAUUCUAAUGAUAUUAAACAUGUAGACUCAUUAACGAAUCCCGAAGAUCUAUCCGCCAAAACGAUAACAACUCCUUUUGGGCCAAGUUCUCCCAUUCAUUUACGACCAGUUGCAAAUACAUCGCCCCACCCAAAUACAGAAGAAAGCCUAGUCCGAACUCCAGCACACAGCCCGUAUGAGCAAUCUAAUGUUAAUCAUCCCAGCUCCCCUUUUUACAAUGAAGGGGAGGAAGAUGGGGUUACAAAUAUGGCGGAUUGCAAAGACGUUCUGGAUAACUUAUUAUACAAAAUCAAUAAUAACCCUUCGGUGGCUUCGCUUAGUAAAGCGACAACCCCGACAAGUGAAGGCCCCGACAGAGAUGGCUGCUACAGUGAGUCUAAUGACACCUAUAUCAGUGACCAUAAUCAGAACAGCAGCGAGGACAAUACCAACAAUAAUCACUCAAACAAGACAGAUGAAGAAGAACGAUUUAAAGUUUUGGAGUUCAAGGUGACCGAAUACAAAGAUUCUGAAGCCAUAAAACAUGGUGAAAAGUUCCUUAAAUGGUUAGAAAACUGUAGCGAUCCCCGCAUUACAGCAACACAUUUAAUGCAGUUGAGAGUUCUUAUAUCAGCUUUAAAAUCUAAUUUCGAUACCAAAGUAGAAAACUCUGUAGAGGACGUCAGAAAAGGAUUUUCCGAAUGCUGUAACGAAUAUGCCGUGAAUGCUCUGGAAGACAACAAUAGAAUAAAUAAAAUACGUCGUCGCAAAUAGGAACAACCCAAAUCUGCUACAGUGGAGUCUAAAGAAUGAACCCGUAGGCAAAAAUUGUACACAAUAUAAAACAAAUAUUCAUAAGAAAAAAGUAAAGAAAUCUACAUUUAUAAGUAAAUUAGUUAAAAUAGUGGAAAACUGUCAAUGAUUCUUCGUUGAAGAGGUCAGUUUUCUUACAUGUCAACGUGAAUGAAAUGUAUCAAAAUAAUCAAGAAGCUUAUAAAAUGACUUGAAAACUUCACGACGAUGAGAAAAAAUCAAUUUAAAUAAAUUUUAUGUUGUAACGCCAAUAGUAAAUCAGCAAACUAACUUAUUAACUUAAAACUAUUAAUUAAUUCUUAUUGAUUUAGUCCUAUUAUAUUUAUUCCUAUUAUUAUUCAUACUUUGUACAUAAUACAAGAAUGAUAGAAUACAAGAUUGCGCCAAUCGAGCUGAGAGAAACUGGCCGUGACG
Rhagoletis zephyria (snowberry fruit fly) is the source of this 2644-nucleotide messenger RNA. RefSeq names its product protein distal antenna (gene dan). The record is from RefSeq and is a predicted model, not a curated record. Gene Ontology annotation, molecular function: DNA binding. NCBI's taxonomy places the organism in Eukaryota, Metazoa, Arthropoda, Insecta, Diptera, Tephritidae.